UCACACCGACAAAGAAUAAUUUUCUGACAGAAAAUACGUUUGCUUGACAUCAACGCGGUGCGCCCCCCCCGGACCAUUUGCUUUAUAAAUACCAGUGCUCUUUAUGUUCAAAAGAAUUGCCGCUGUACGAAUCCUUUCUUAUAAUCCGAUUAUACGAUAAAUUUUCAGGAGAUAGGUUACCAGAACGAUGAUUCAAUCGGCAUACAACCCUAACACCCGCACGCCGUUCGUGAGGACCAGCUGCACGACUGCCGGGAGCACGAAGGUUAAAAGCUCUAGGGUUUCCUCGUCUUCUUCCACAAAUCUUCGCAUUCUCGCGGCCCGAAGCAGAUCCUCGAAAUCUCUGUUAAAUGGCGGUAAAGUUUCCGCUGUUGUUGAACUCGCGGCAGAUUUGUUGGAAACGAAGGAGAGGCAGCAGAACACGAUCCGGAAGAGAGCUGAACUGCGUGUGAAUCCGCCGCCGCCAGAAGCUGCGCAAACGGACAGAUUCAGUCCCGUCGAAUUGCAAAAAUUUGCAAGCCGGCUCGAAGAGGUUUACAGAAACAGCCCAUCGGUGUCUCCAAAAGAGGAUCUAGGUCAAGACUGGAGAAAAUACCAGGGUUCCAAUGACUGGGAAGGGCUUCUGGAUCCUUUGAGUCCAAAACUCAGGCGAGAGAUUUUAAAAUACGGGGAAUUCGCCGAGGCGACCUACGCCGCCUUCGACUUCGAUGCGCAGUCCAGGUACUGUGGCAGUUGCAGGUACAACCGGCAAAGGCUGCUGGAGAAACUGCACCUUCAGAACACGGGUUACCGGGUCAGCAAGUAUCUGUACGCCAUGUCUGACGUCCACAUGCCCAAGUUCUUCGGGCGGUCGAAUUCAAUGGACCCGUGGAGCAAAGACUCCAACUGGAUGGGCUACGUGGCAGUGAGCAACGAUGAGGAGACGAAGCGCCUUGGGAGGCGUGAUAUCAUGGUGGCGUGGCGUGGCACUGUCACACAGCUGGAAUGGAUGGAGAAUCUGCGUGAUAUUCUUCACCCGGUCGGUGACCUCGGCUGCUCAGAGUGCACCGAUAUUAAGGUGGAGCGUGGGUUUCUAAGUAUUUAUACUUCUAAAAAUGACGCCACCCGAUAUAACAAGCACAGCGCAUCGGAACAAGUAACGGAGGAGAUACGCCGCUUGGUGGCGCUGUACACGGGGCGUGGUGAGGAGGUGAGCAUUAGCAUCUGUGGGCAUAGCCUCGGUGGCGCCCUAGCGCUUCUUAAUGCCUUUGAAAUAGCCGCUAAGGGAGUGAAUGUGCAUGCAAACGACCCAGCUCGGAAAGUUCCCGUUACUGUCUUCUCGUUUGGGGCUCCACGAGUGGGGAACGGUGCUUUCAAAGACACGGUGGAGGAGCACGGCGUGAAGGUCUUACGUGUUGUGGGCAAGCAAGACGUGGUACCCAAAAUGCCUGGCAUUUUGUUCAAUGAAGGAAUGGAGAAAUAUGAGAAAGUAAUUGGGCAUGUGUUGGAGUCUCUCCCUUGGUCAUAUAAACAUGUAGGGGUUGAAUUGGGGUUGGAGAUCAAGAAAUCUCCGUUCUUGAAGAGUAACCCUGAUCUGGCUGGGUGCCAUAAUUUCGAGGUGUAUUUGCAUUUGUUGGAUGGGUUUGAAAGUUCGAGUGCUCCUUUUCGAGUCGAGGCUCGACGUGAUGUGUCUUUGAUUAAUAAGGCUUCUGAUCUGUUGCGGAAGGAUUUGAUGGUGCCCAGUAAUUGGCAUCAAUUGGAAAACAAAGGGUUAGUGCAUAAUUGCUAUGGAAGGUGGGUACAGCCUGAGCGAGAUGCUGAUGAUGUGCCCUCUCCACAUGGUCUAGGCAGCUUUUCAAGUUGAUUUUGGGUCAUAAGGGGGUAUGUAAGCUCUAAUUGUACACAAUUAAUAUCAAAUUUAUUGUGCAGAUUCUUUUG
Molecule: messenger RNA, 1917 nt
Organism: Cryptomeria japonica (Japanese cedar)
Lineage: Eukaryota; Viridiplantae; Streptophyta; Pinopsida; Cupressales; Cupressaceae
Product: phospholipase A1-Igamma1, chloroplastic
Exons: 1
Coding region: 188-1843 (551 amino acids)
Biological process (GO): lipid metabolic process
Molecular function (GO): glycerophospholipase activity
Source: RefSeq, a predicted model, not a curated record